AAGAUUUGAUGAAUCAAAAUCAACGUAUUGACAUUGUUGUGUCUGGCAUUUCUGACAAAGCCAAACAGGAUUAUCGUAUUCGUCUGAAUGGUUCUAUUCGAUGUAUUCGAUAUCUCAUAUGACAAGGUUUGGCUUUCCGGGGACAUAAUGAGACAGAUGCUUCAAUGAAUCAGGGACAUUUUGUGGAGCUUGUAAAAUUUCUUUGCGAAAGCAAUGAGGAGGUAAAUAAUGUAUAUUUGAAUAAUGCCUCAGAUAAUCUCAAAAUGAUAACUCCCUCAAUUCAGAAAGAUAUUACUAGUGUUGCUGCUAGUUUAGUUACCAGAGCUAUUAUUUCAGAUAUUGGGGAUAAUUUCUUCUCUAUACUAGUUGAUGAAGCUCGUGAUGUAUCAAUUAAAGAACAUAUGGCCAUUGUUUUAAGAUAUGUGAACUGCAACAGUGACAUUAUUGAGCGUUUUCUUGGUCUUGUUCAUGUUUCAGAUACUACAGCUAGUUCACUUAAAGAAACGAUUGAGAUAAUUUUUGUCAAAAAUGGCUUGAGCUUGACAAAGAUUCGUGGUCAAGGUUAUGAUGGCGCAAGCAAUAUGAGUGGUCAAUUCAGUGGUCUGAAAAGCUUGAUUUUAGUUGAAAAUAAUUCUGCUUACUAUGUUCACUGCUUUGCACAUCAACUUCAGUUAGCUCUAGUAGCUUGUGCUAAAAAGGUUUACGCUUUGACUGAUUUCUUUAAUUUUAUAUCGUUGUUGUGUAAUGCAGUUGGUGCUUCUUGCAAAAGAGCAGAUAUUUUGAGAGAAAAGCAAUUUGAUGAGCUAGUAAAAAGUAUUGCAAGCGAUUAUGUUCAAUCAGGGAGAGGCUUGAAUCGAGAAAUGAGUUUGUCACGACCAGGGGACACACGUUGGAGCUCACAUUAUCGAUCAUUGGAAUAGCUAAUCUUGCCAAGAGGAUGGUUGAAAAGAAAAAACAUAUUGUGUAUCCUUUGGUUUAUUUACUUGUAAAGUUAGCAUUGACUUUGCCCGUAGCAAUUGCAUCUGUGGAAAGAGCAUUUUCAGCUAUGAAAUACAUCAAGACUGCACUUCGUAAUCGGAUUGGAGAUGAAUGGUUGAAUGAUUGUUUAGUGCCAUAUAUUGAAAAAGAUGUAUUUGAUAGCAUUGGUAAUGAGGCAAU
Gastrolobium bilobum is the source of this 1158-nucleotide messenger RNA. RefSeq lists its product as uncharacterized. Lineage: Eukaryota; Viridiplantae; Streptophyta; Magnoliopsida; Fabales; Fabaceae. The transcript has 2 exons. The record is from RefSeq and is a predicted model, not a curated record. The coding region runs from base 165 to 920 and encodes 251 amino acids.